AUGGCGCCGCCGGUGCGGCCUCGACACGCGAAGCCCAAGCCGAGGAGACAGCAGCCCGAGUCGGAGGUGACACGUCUACCGUACCUAAUCGACGCGGCUCUGAGACUACGCGGCAGUCUUCAGUAUGGCGAGCCAGGGACUUGGGCGCCGCCUAUGAGCACGGAGGAGCGCCAGGAGAGCGAGCAACAGUCUUAUACACCGACACUACCGGCGCUGGAUGAGCGCGUGCUGAUUCUCUAUCAUUCGUCGCUUAAACGUGCGUGGAAACAGCAGCAGCAGCAAUCGGAGCUUGAUGUGCCGGCAUCGGUAUUGACCCACUAUGGCCAUGAAGCCAUUUACGCAGCUACGCAGAUCCAAAAGAUUUUCCGUGGCGUGGCCGCUCGAAACGAGUGGCGAGCGUUUUACUGCUUGCGGAACCAGCAUGCGGCUUCGCGCAUUCAAUUCGCAUUUCGGCGAGUGGUUGUGUACCGGAAAGUACUUGCGCGGCUGGAUAGGAAGAGGAACAACCGAGCGACUCAAAUCCAGGCUUGGUAUCGGGGCCAUCGGUGUCGCGAUCAGUUGUGGUACCAGCACAUUCGAGUUAUGAACCAGAGAAUUACAAACUUCCAGCGGUAUAUUCGCGGUCGUCGUUUGUGGCGCAUUGUAAUGGCAAUUCUGCAUAAGAGGCGUUGUGACGUGGCCACCGAGAUCCAACGCUGCUACCGAGGGUGGAAAGGUAGACAGCGCGCCGUGGCCGUUCGAUUUGAACGAAGUCGACACGUCCGAGAACUUGUUCGUCAAAGUGAAAUUCACAGGAAGCGCUUGAGGUGCAAAGGAUGUGAACUAGAGAGUUGUUCAGAAGAUUCGCUAUUCGCGUGCUUCAUGGUGCGAUACGUGGGUCUGCACGAUUUCAAAGGAGCGCGGACACUUGGCGAAGAUGGGUUACGGCUUUUUCCAAUGUCGUCAAAGUUUCAUUUCUUCUACUCAGUGCUACUGCAAGCCAUGUGCGAAGAUUGCGAAAUCUCAAUGACAUUUCUGAAGCGAGCGAAAGAAUUAGGGGUUAGAAACGAAGAAAUCGCCGAGAGCGGAACACGAUUUUUCCAGCCUGCACAAUUAUUGCGCCCAACGGAUGCACAGGCAUUCCUGGAUUUGGCUAUUUUGUGUCAAAGCAACGACCAACUCUCUCGAGCCGAAGCAAAUUACGCAAAAGCGCUAGCUCAGUCACCCCAGGAAUAUGCCAUUCCUGGCUACCUUCAUCGUGUUCAUAUGGUUGACCGCUUGCUUCUCAACUAUCAUCGGUUUUGCUCCAUCUUCAAUUUUCGACAAGUGAAUGUCCUGCUAAAGGAGGUGUUCACUUCCAAGAAGGGUAAAAAGGUUCGUUUGAUGGUAUCAAAACUGAACCAUUACACGGUAAUCACUCCUAUGGACGACCCGAAGUUGUGCCUAAUAAACGCUCUCUACCUGACCGACGAAGAACUUUAUCAACAGGAGUUCGUCGGGCUGAAUGUGAAGCCAAGCGACCUCGCUCAAUUUUCCGAAACGAGGUCGAAGUUACGACUGACCAAGCCAACCGCUGAAAUUCUCCUAAACGCGGUAGUAUUUAAAAUUAUGUUGAUCCCUUCUAUACUGAAGACUAGGCAGCAGCUUCGAAGUGCCAUCGCUCGCUCACGGGCAGCUAUAGAUGUUCAAAGAGUAUAUCGUGGAUUCCAGUUGCGUGCUGUAAUUCGGCGAGAGAAGCUCCUUGAUGACAUUAGGCAGCAACAAGCAGAUGCCAUGCAUCGCCGUCUUCACGUGAACUAUCUUUUACGAGAGCUGAGACGUACUAGUGCUGAAGCAAUCCAGCGCAUAUACAAGGGAUACGCUUUCCGACAGCUUCAUCGUCGAUGGCAAGUGCAAGCAGGUGUAAUUCAACGAAUCUUCCGCGGGUACCGAGGACGAUUACGGGCUGCAGCAUUUCGUGAGGGAAGCUGUACGUUAUACAUGGCACAGCGAGUCUUCCAGCGUGGCGUGAAUAUUAGUGGUCGAAGUGUCAUGCUGAUCAUUGAAAAGUGUGGGCUUUCAUUUCGGCUGGACGGGUAUGACUUGGAAUCUUGCGUUACGUACCACGGUUUUUUCUCGCACUCAUGCUCAAUGGCUUUGCUUUGCUAUCUCAACUGGACCUACGGUGAAACGUUGUGCGACCGAGAGUUCACUCGCAAGGGUGAGAAGGUCUCAAUUCGCAGCGUAUCAUCAGUCAAUCGCUUGACGGGGGAGUGUUUUGUCGACUGCGUUGGGGUCCAGUCAACCGAGUUCACGAUUCCGCUUGCAGAUUGCAUUCAAGCGAUAAACUUGCGCAGCUUCGGCGCUGGAGAUAAGGACCCCCCGAUGUUGCAGUUGCCGAUGACAAUUGACGAUACUGUUCGGUUCGUUGAUGCUAUGGCGAGCCGCGUGAUCCUAGUCCCAGCGCUUCGGAUGGCUACAGCAGAGCUCAAGGCCAAAGCGCCCGCUGGUUUCACCAUUUCAGUCCAACCACCGCCCAAAAUGCACUUCACAUUCCGACAAAAAUCAACCCUCAGUGGUAAGCAUCCAUUUCCCUGCGCACCAAUCAAGUCUGCGCUUCAGUUUGCGUUCCCUGUCACGAAUGGACUUCGAGGUGUUAGCAUCGGGACGAAAAACUUUCGGAAGAAGUGCUCACGACACGCAGUCCAGUUUACGCGAUGCCGUUGUAUCUUGCCGAUCGUGUCGACAUCCGCACACAUCGAAGCCAUUAGUCGAGCGCUUGCCUCUCCAUCACCACCUUCGUAG
Phytophthora sojae is the source of this 2763-nucleotide messenger RNA. RefSeq lists its product as hypothetical. Gene Ontology annotation, molecular function: protein binding. The record is from RefSeq and is a predicted model, not a curated record. NCBI's taxonomy places the organism in Eukaryota, Oomycota, Peronosporomycetes, Peronosporales, Peronosporaceae. The transcript has 6 exons. The coding region runs from base 1 to 2763 and encodes 920 amino acids.